AUGGCCAUCAUCUCAGAAGUUGCCCGGGACAUGGCUCUGGACAGUGAUGUGGACAUUGACGCAUCCCCCGUCGAGAUCGGAAGUGCCGAACUAGUUUCCACCCCCGAGACGGAGGUGACGCCACCAGAGAGCCCUGUUCAGGGCCAUCGAAGCCAUCUCUCGAGUGAGAGACUGUGGGCCAAGAAGAAGCUGUCUCAGCUCACUCAAGAAGAGAAGGUCUCCCUCCUUACCGCCGCAGACUUCUGGAGGACGAAAUCCAUCGCUUCGAAAGGCAUACCCGCCGCAAAGACCAGUGACGGACCCAAUGGUGCCCGUGGGGGAAUCUUUGUGGGCGGCACCAAGGCAGCUUUAUUCCCCUGUGGAGUAUCACUAGCCGCGACAUGGAACCAGGACUUGUUAUUCGAAGUCGGCCAGCACCUCGCCGACGAGGUCAGGGCGAGGUCCGCGCACAUCCUGCUUGCGCCCACCGUUUGCAUGCACCGCCACCCGCUGGGCGGCAGAAACUUCGAGUCGUUCUCGGAAGAUCCGCUUCUUACGGGAAAGCUCGCGGCGCAGUACAUCCAGGGUUUGCAGCAGAAAGGCGUUGCUGCCACUAUCAAGCACUUUGUCGGAAACGAGCAGGAGACUCACCGACUGACCAUCAACUCCAUCGUGCGGGAGAGAGCGUUGCGUGAGCUGUAUCUCAAGCCAUUCGAGAUUGCUGUGCGGGAGGCCAACCCGUGGGCGAUCAUGUCGUCUUACAACCUUGUGAAUGGCGUGCACGCGGAUAUGAACACUCUGACUUUGAAAGAUAUCCUGCGAGGCGAGUGGGGCUAUGACGGAACGGUGAUUUCGGACUGGGGUGGCAUCAACUCGACCGUGGAAUCGAUCGUGGCAGGAUGUGAUAUUGAGUUCCCCUUCUCGACAAAAUGGAGGUUCGAAAAGGUCCUAGACGCUCUCAAAAAGGGCAAGAUCUCUCAAGCGGACAUCGAUCAGGCGGCAGAAAACGCUCUGACUCUGGUCCACCGAGUCACGGGUGGCGAAGCAUACACCGAGGAGCCGGAGAGGCAAGACAACCGGCCGGAAACGCGCGAGUUGAUCAGGGAGGCUGGGACCCAGGGGCUGACGCUCCUCAAGAACGAGGGCGGCAUCCUCCCCAUCAACCCGAGAACCUCAAAACUAGCCGUCAUCGGCCCCAACGCCAACAGAGCGAUCGCUGGCGGCGGAGGAAGUGCCAGCCUGAACCCCUAUUAUAACACACUUCCUCUGGAUAGCAUCAGGAAAGCCGCCAAGCAGGAAGUGAUAUAUGCGCAGGGCUGCCACAUCAACAAGUGGCUCCCUGUGGCUUCUCCAUUUUGCAGAACCGACGACGGGAAGCAAGGUGUCACGAUUGACUGGUUCGUAGGAGACAAGUUUAAGGGGUCUCCGGCCGUGCAGCAGAGGAGGACGAAUACCGACCUAUUCCUGUGGGAUUCUGCGCCACUCUCACAGGUGGGACCGGAAUGGUCGGCGAUCGCUAGGACGUCCUUGGUGCCCACGAUAUCAGGACGACACACCAUCAGCUUCAUGAGCGUCGGACCGGGCAGGCUGUACCUCGACGACAAGCUCGCCCUGGACCUCUGGGACUGGACAGAGGAGGGCGAGGCCAUGUUCGACGGCUCGGUGGACUACCUCGUCGAGGUGGACAUGGAGGCUGGCAAGGCGGUGGAGCUCAGGGUAGAGAUGACGAACGAGCUGCGGCCCAUCUCGAAGCAGAAGCAGUUCAACAUGACGCAUAAGUACGGGGGCUGCCGCAUCGGCUUCAAGCAGGAGGACAAGGUCGACUACCUCCAGCAGGCCAUCGAGGCGGCGAAGAAGGCCGACGUUGCUGUCGUCGUCGUCGGUCUUGAUGCGGAGUGGGAGUCUGAGGGAUACGACCGGCAGACGAUGGACCUGCCGUCCGACGGCAGCCAGGACCGCUUGAUCCAGGCGGUGGUCAAGGCGAACCCGAACACAGUUGUUGUGAACCAGUCUGGGUCGCCGGUGACGAUGCCGUGGGCUGACGAGGUCCCUGCGAUCGUACAGGCGUGGUACCAGGGCCAGGAGGCCGGCAAUGCGCUGGCUGAUGUCUUGUUUGGUUUCAAGAACCCGAGUGGGAAGCUUCCGUGCACCUUCCCCAAGGCCCUCACAGACACCCCGGCGUACCACAACUGGCCCGGCGAGAACCUCGACGUCGUCUACGGCGAGGGCCUGUACAUCGGGUACAGGCACUACGAGCGGGCCAACAUCGCGCCCCUGUUCCCCUUCGGCCACGGGCUGUCCUACACGGAGUUCGAGUACGGGCGGCCCUCGCUCAGCGGCAAGGUGCUCUGCGGGGCCGGCGCGCCGCUCGAGCUGACGGUGGCGGUAAGCAACGUGGGCGAGGCCGACGGGUACGAGACGGUGCAGCUGUACGUGCGCGACGAGAAGUCGAGACUGCCCCGGCCGGAGAAGGAGCUCGUCGCGUUCGAGAAGGUGUUCCUCGAGAGGGACCAGACCAGGCACCUCCGGGUCAGGAUCGACAAGUAUGCCGUGGGGUACUACGACACGUCGCUGAGGGCGUGGAUCGCCGAGGAGGGGAGGUUUGAGGUCCUCAUCGGGGCGUCGUCGGCUGAUAUCAGGCGAAAGAUAUCGUUUGAAGUCGAGGAGUCCUUCACCUGGGUCUUCUAG
Molecule: messenger RNA, 2667 nt
Organism: Diaporthe batatas
Lineage: Eukaryota; Fungi; Ascomycota; Sordariomycetes; Diaporthales; Diaporthaceae
Exons: 7
Coding region: 1-2667 (888 amino acids)
Biological process (GO): glucan catabolic process
Molecular function (GO): beta-glucosidase activity
Source: RefSeq, a predicted model, not a curated record